Cuscuta europaea is the source of this 708-nucleotide messenger RNA. The record is from the annotation of a GenBank genome assembly. Lineage: Eukaryota; Viridiplantae; Streptophyta; Magnoliopsida; Solanales; Convolvulaceae.
ACCAGGUGUACAUUUUUGCGACACAUAAGUAGCCACACAUAAACCUUACCUUCCAAAUCUUAAGUCCUCAGAAAAGUUGUAAUAAUAAUAAGAAUGAGAUGAUGAAAAUGGGGGCGAUAGAACAGGAGGAAGUGCACCCUGCUGUGACUUUUCGUGGUAGGAAGGGCAAAGACGUGAUCAACGUGAACAAAAGACGGUUCAACGAUACACAAAUCGAGUCACUGGAGAAGAUGUUCGAGGCAAAGGCGAGACCAGAGCUUGUGGCAAAGCAGGAGCUGGCUGAGAAUCUGGGACUCCAGCCUCGCCAGGUUGCCAUAUGGUUCCAGAACAAGAGGGCUAGAUCCAAGUCAAAGCAGAUGGAGCAUGACUACAUGCUGCUCAAGAUGAGUUAUGAUCAUCUCGAAUCCCAGUUUCAUAUGUUGAAGAAAGAACACCAUGCCCUUCUCAUCCAGUUAUGGAGUCUCAGAGAACAGUCUGAAGAAAAUUGUGGAAAUGAGACUGAUAAUGAUGAUGAGGGAACAAAUGCAUUAGCAAAAGAGGAUAAGCCAAACCUCACUUUACAACAAUCUUGCACCCCAGCAGAAUUUCUUCUACCUAUGAGCAGUGGUGGAGACAUAGACCAGCCAAUACACGUAAAAGAUACACAAGGUGGUUCCUUCUCAUCUAUGGAGGAGAAGGGUGGGUUUGAGAUAGAUGAGUUUUUUUACG